Messenger RNA from Zophobas morio, 489 nucleotides. RefSeq lists its product as uncharacterized. The record is from RefSeq and is a predicted model, not a curated record. The coding region runs from base 1 to 489 and encodes 162 amino acids. Lineage: Eukaryota; Metazoa; Arthropoda; Insecta; Coleoptera; Tenebrionidae. The transcript is spliced from 2 exons. Gene Ontology annotation, molecular function: nucleic acid binding.
AUGCCCCACUGGAUGAACAUAGCAGUAUAUCUUCCAUUUGGAUUAAACGUCAGUCCAGAAGUAUUUCAACGUGUAAAUGAGAAAGUAUUUGAAGAUUUGCCAAUUGGUAUAUACUUUGAUGAUGAUGACUUUAUAGUAGCAGGCGAAAAUGAAGAGGAAUAUGACAACAUUCUCAACAUCAUAAUAAAAAUAACUAGGAAAUAUGGGUAUAAUAAAGUGGCAAAAGACCCACUCAUACAACACGAAUGUCCAGAAAUACCAUUUGAAAAGAUUGCUGCUAAUAUAUUUACAAAUGGGGGCAAAGAUUAUCUUACUUUAGGAGAUCAUUAUAGUAAUUGGAUUGAGAUGAUACCACUUAAAACUAAAACACCUCCUAAAAUAAUUAAAAAAUUAAAAAUAAUAUUUAGCACUCAGGGUAUCCCAGUAACAUUCAUGUCAGACAAUAUACAUUUAAACAGUAGAGAGUUUAAAGAGUUUGCGAAAGACUAG